CAGUCGUGAAAUGGAGGAAAAACAAAGAAUUCUUGACAGAAGAGAAUAUCCUUUGGUUCCAAAAAGAAGAUUAACAAGUUUGGACAGUUUCAACCAAGGGGUAACCGAUGGUACAACUCGAGUAAAGAUAUCGAGUCCCUCAAAAUGUCAUGAUCGCUGGAGGUAUUCGAAAGUUCAUGAAAGAUACUCGCGCCACCAUGUGGACGUGUUCAACAACACCCAUUUACUUAACGCAUUGCAGCGUGCGUGCGUGGUUGACCGUAAUAUGGAUAUUAAUUUUGAUAUCGCAAUGUCCGAAGCUGACCGGCAAGUUUUAAACCCAAGAUGCGACAGUGCUAAUCACCUUGAUAAAUUGGCGUAUUUCUAUAUGAACUGUAAAGAUGUGUCAAAGGCAAUCAAAUGUUUCGAGUAUUCAUUCAUUAUGCGCAAGCAAAUUUAUGGUACAUACUCAAAGUAUGACGAAAUAGUAGAGCAAUCGCUAAUGCAACUUGGAGCAGCUUAUUGCAAAAACAACCAACAUGAUAAAGCUCUAACUGCAUCGGGUUUAUCAUUGGCGAUCGCUCGGAACAUGAAAAGUUCUAAACUAGAAGCUAUCAGCUGGCACAACGCAGGACAUUGCUGGGAAAAACUUAAAGAUUACCAUGUUGCACUCAAUUGUUACGAAUCCAGAGAAGCAACGCUGAGAAAAAGUGCUGAAACAAUUCCUGUAGAUUGUGGUGUUAUGGAUCCUGUGUUGUAAAUAAAUUCAAAUGUGUGUAUACGGUUUUGGGUGAAUGAACAAAUGCAACUUAUUUACUCUUGCGCUGCGGAGCGACAGUCGUUAUAACACGGGUGUUCUGUUUCAUACACCUCAUGCCGCUUACGAAGUUUACCACGUAUUUUACUUUUUAGGUAAUUUUUUAGGAUAUUUUUUUGUUUUUGUUUAAAUGUAUGGUUGAUAAUUUGAAGAACCCAUAAAAAAUCACUGGAAUGGUCUAA
This is a messenger RNA of Ciona intestinalis (vase tunicate), 978 nucleotides long. RefSeq lists its product as uncharacterized. The record is from RefSeq and is a predicted model, not a curated record. NCBI's taxonomy places the organism in Eukaryota, Metazoa, Chordata, Ascidiacea, Phlebobranchia, Cionidae. Gene Ontology annotation, molecular function: protein binding.